GCCGGAGGGGGGACGGGGGAGAGGCGGGAGGAUGGGACGGGCGCGCGCACGCAGGGGGGCAAGGCGCGGCCCCGCGGCAGUACGUGCGCGCUCCCUUCCCCCCCCCGCCUUCCCCUCUCUCUCUCCCUCCCUCUCUCGCCUCUCUCCUCCGCCGCGCUCGGUCGGUUCUUCCCCCCCUUUGUGAGGCGCUCGGAGCGGCCCGGACGUCGCUGACUCACCAUGGCCGACGAGAAGCCCAAGGAAGGAGUGAAGACUGAAAACAAUGACCACAUUAAUCUGAAGGUGGCAGGGCAAGAUGGGUCUGUGGUGCAGUUUAAGAUUAAGAGGCAUACACCACUUAGUAAACUAAUGAAAGCCUAUUGUGAACGACAGGGGUUGUCGAUGAGGCAAAUCAGAUUCCGGUUCGACGGGCAGCCAAUUAAUGAAACAGACACACCUGCACAGUUGGAAAUGGAGGACGAAGAUACAAUUGAUGUGUUCCAGCAGCAAACAGGAGGAGUUUACUAAAAAAACAAAACAAAACACACACAAAAAAAAAACCAAACACACAAAAAAAGAACCUGCUACUUUCCUCUCCAGAACUGUGCUCCCACAGGUGACACAUUCACAAUUAGAAAAAUGAGACUUGGUUCAGCCACAUCCUGACUACUGCAGUAUAGUUUUCUCUCUUCUCUCUCUGAUUUUUUUCCUAUUCCUUCUAUUGUACAUAAAGUAACUGGUGUAUGUGCACAGACAUAAUGCAUAUUUUUUUUAACUAAAUGGCCAAUGGUAUGUUUUGAUCAACAUUUAAUGGAGAUGGGGUGGGAAAACAAACUGGUUCUGUGAAAAUGCCCCUCUCUCCGUUAGUGGCAUGCUCCUUCUCCUUUUAUCUUUAUAUUCCAGUAAGUUAUUUUGCUCUCACUGUUUAAAAAACAAAAACCUUGCAUACCUUGUUUGAUUGGAUAAUUUCAAUGUUUUUUCUUUUAUCAUUGUAAAACCAAGGACAAUUUUAUAACUUUUGUACGUAGCUGUUACAUGUAGAGCAAUCUCUGUCUAAGUAGGGGUAAAUUACUCUAAAAAAAAAAAAAAUGAUCCUAGAUAGUUUUCCCUUCAAGUAAAGUGUCUCGUUGUUUAAAUAAACUUCUUGUUUAAAAUAA
This is a messenger RNA of Phalacrocorax carbo (great cormorant), 1136 nucleotides long. NCBI's taxonomy places the organism in Eukaryota, Metazoa, Chordata, Aves, Suliformes, Phalacrocoracidae. The record is from RefSeq and is a predicted model, not a curated record.